AUGUACGGGCUGGCGCGGGCCCUGCGGCGGGCGGUGGACCUCGGGCGGCUGGCAGCGGCCCGGCGAGGGGGCGGCGGCGCCGGGGGACGGCCCUGGGGUUGGGGGCUGGCGCUGGGGCUGGCGCUGGGGGUGAAGGUGCCGGCGGGCUGCGAGGCUGGCGGCGGGCAGGAGGAGGAGGCGACUCCGGCGUCGUCCCCUCCGGGCUUCGGCGCGGCUAUCGAGAGGAGCCGGGACCUGCUGCAGAGGAUCAAGGACGAGGCAGGAAUCCCAGGUAUACUAGUUGGAGUCUCAGUAGAUGGAAAGGAAGUCUGGUCAGAAGGUUUGGGUUAUGCAGAUGUAGAGAAUCGUGUUUUAUGUAAGCCAGAGACGAUCAUGCGAAUUGCUAGUAUUAGCAAGUGUCUUACCAUGAUGGCCAUUGCUAAAUUGUGGGAAGAGGGGAAACUGGACCUAGAUGCUCCAGUGCAGAAAUACGUCCCUGAAUUUCCAGAAAAGAUCUACGAGGGUGAAAAGGUCACUAUUACUACAAGACUGUUAGUUUCACACCUGAGUGGGAUUCGUCACUAUGAAAAAGAUAUUGCAAAAGUAAAGGAAGAAAAGGAAAAGGCAAACAGAGCAUUGAAACUAACAAAACUCAGUCAGGAUAAAGAACAAAAAGAGAAGGAUGAUAAAGGCAUUGAAAAAACUGAUUCUGUCAAACCAAAGAAAGAACAUGAAGGUGAAGUAAAAAGCCGAAAUUCAAAACCUGGCAAGAGAGACAAGGAAUUUGAACAAGAAGAGUAUUAUUUGAAGGAAAAAUUUGAAAGUGUGAUUGAAUCACUGAAAAUAUUUAAAAAUGAUCCUUUAUUCUUCAAACCAGGUAGUCAGUUUUUGUAUUCAACAUAUGGCUUCACCCUCUUAAGUGCUGUUGUGGAGAGAGUUUCGGGACAAAAAUUUACAGAUUAUAUGCUAAAAAUGUUUCGUGACUUGGAUAUGCUGUCAACUGUGCUAGAUGACAAUGAAGCAAUGAUAUAUAACAGAGCAAGGUGUUACGUUUACAACAAAAAAGGACGUCUGGUAAACGCACCAUAUGUGGACAACUCUUACAAAUGGGCUGGUGGAGGCUUUCUGUCAUCAGUAGGUGACCUUCUGAAAUUUGGAAAUGCCUUGUUGUACAGUUACCAAGCUGGACAAUUUAAAAACAAUAGUGGCAAACUUCUUCCUGGGUACCUCAAACCAGACACAGUCGCAAUGAUGUGGACCCCAGUGCCAAAAACUGAAGUGUCAUGGGACAGGGAUGGUAAAUAUGCAAUGGCUUGGGCUGUAGUAGAGAAGAAGCAACAAUAUGGCUUUUGCAGACAGCAGAGACACUAUGCAUCUCAUACAGGUGGUGCAGUGGGGGCAAGUAGUGUCCUCCUGAUUCUUCCUGAAGAUCUGGACUCCGAAGCCAUAGACACUGCACUAGUGGCACCACCUAGAGGAGUAAUUGUUAGUAUUAUUUGUAAUAUGCAAUCAGUUUCCCUCAACAGCACUGCCUUAAAGAUUGCAAGGGAAUUUGAUAAAGAAAAACGGGCACAAUACGUAGAUUAAAAAAAAAAAAGGAGAUGUGUAACUGAACUCACUGUACUGAAGCAUAGAAAAUGGAGGACAUCAAAUUAGACUCUGAGAUACAUAAGAAUACAUGACGAAAAAGUAUCAACAGUACACUUAAGUGUGGCACCACUAGCAGUACUUAAGCAUAGCUGGAAUUCAUCUCUCAGGGAAGUUCCUAACCCAUAGAAAAGAAAAAUGUAACCGUCAAAUUUGACUUCCUGCAUUACCUGUGUAAAUUAUCACUUUAGUAGCAGGUUUUACUUCAUCAUCUAGUUAAGUACUUGACAAAGAUUAAAAAAGAAUUAGAAAACAAAAGCAUUCAUUUUUUUUGUACUGAGUACAACAAAAAAUUAUCUACCUUAAAUAUUAAGCUUUUGAACAACUUGUACAUCUUGAUUUGGGCACGUAAAGACUGAAUUCAUUAUUUUCAAAGUUCAGGUCUGCCAGAAUUGUUCACCAUUACUUCAAAAUGGUUUUAGUGUUGUCUUUUGUACUUUUACAUACAGCUUUUCUUAUUUGUCCGAAAAGCAAAAAAUAAAGCUACCUCCAGAAUGAAGAAGUACCAGAAGUACCACAACUUUUGUUGGAGUUAUAGAUUGCAAAGAAUUAGGAAAUUAGCCUAGAAUUAUGCGUGUAAAUCAUUUGUUAUUUAGAUGUUCUCACUUCCAUUUUUAUUACACAGAGAACAUGAGAUUACUGUACCAUGGAAAUAAGGGUAUUAUUUCACAGUUGAAUAUGCCCAAAUAGUAUGGUAUGAUGAGCUGUCAGUCCCAUUGUUACUGGAUGAUACACAUGCUAACUUCGGUAGUAGAAAUGGUAGCUAAUAGCUGGAAAUGGCACUGUAUUCUGGAACAUAGAUAUUCCUCCAGAUACAGGAAUAAGGAACUAAAAUCAGUUAAAUUUAAAGCCCAGUCUUGAAGGCAGUAGUUGAAGACCUGGAGAUUUUUAUAUUUUUUCCCCAAACCAUCCUUUUCUCUGUUUUGAAGACCUGCCUCAAGGAGUUACUUUUGUACAAAGCUGAACAAGAAAUUGUGGUAGACUUCCAGAUAAGUACUAUCUAUUUUUUUUUUUUUUGAUAGAGAGGAAAUACAGUAAUAACUGAUUAUAUUAAUUUUAUAUAUUCCAUAAUGGCAUGGAAGAUCUCCAUGAUUGCCAAGGCUCUUUUUUGCUCACUCUACUUCCCUUGUGGUUACAUCAGACAUUAUUUCCAGGUUGAGACAAAACAAAGCAUCCUUCAGAAAAGGUUUGAAUACUUACAUCUCUGCACCAUUUAGCAGCUCUGCUUUGCUGAAUAUAAAGAGCCAGAUGUCCUGAAUAACAGUUGAAAUAAGGUAGUUGGGGAAAGAUGAAGGUAUAACUGCUUUGGCAUUAACUUUGUAGUUGAUGCCUGCUAUGUGAUAAAACACCAUGUUGUCAGCUCUGUUCCCUGUAUGCCUAUGAUUUUUUUUUUUUGGCUAAGAUAGACAAACCAAGAAAUGUAUUAUUUUGAGGUGUCAGUGCUCUACCUGCAUUUUUAAUUGACAAUAGGGCUGUUUUACUACUCUUCAAAAUUUUAAUUGUUCUUGUACCUUAAACCAGUAAAAAGUUACACCCGAACUACUUGUUUUUUCUAGCCCACCAAAAUUUUACUUUUGUAUUUAUGAAUUAUUGGUUGUCUUGGUAUCUCAAGAGUAUCAAAUCAGUAAAAACAGGUUAGGCAAACCUUUCUGAACGAACUUGGCUUUGGUGAUGCAAUGUAUUCACUUACUCCCAUUUGAAUCUUUAAUAUUGUUUGACAAUUCAAUUAAAAUUUGAGAUACUCAUUUUCAGUGGCAGCAUUUUUUUUCCAGUCUCGAGCACCGACUAGCUGCGUAAAUGUGCAGCAGCAGAAGUCAUUGCCCAUUUUACACAGGGAACAAGAGGAAGUAGUUCUGAGUAUCCAUGUUCAAGAAUACCUGAACAUAAGUUGACCAAAUACAAUAUUUUAAAUACAGAAACUGAAAAGUAAUGCUGCUACUUUAGGAUCCAUUGUACUUCAGAAGACUUUUCUAGUACGAUGCAUUUAUUUAGCAAAUAGCAGUUAUUACUUACUGACCAUUGUGACUGGGUUCAGACAAAAAUUGAGCAUGUAGAAGGUAUAUGUCUAUUAUUAUGCUUGUCUACAUAUGACUGAACAGUAAUAAAUGCAAAUAUUUGAAGUAUGUAAGAAAGUGAAUAAUGCUAAGAAGUGUCUUAAGCUACUUUUAACACUAAGAUAUUAACAACAGUCUCUGGUUCCCAUCAUAGAAUAUGUUUAGCCACCAACUUCUUAUAUGCAAAGACCACAUUAUUUUUAUCUCCUGUAACUUAAGGCUUUAAAAGUCUAUUAUAUGUACAGUACUGGAAAUGCUAUGGAGUCUACAUUUCAUCUUCCAACACCUGUAGCAAAAUGGGUCAGUAACUUUCUCUGAUGUGGUACUUAAGUUCUUUUAUGUUGGGGUCAGGGUGGGAAGAGAAAGCAGGUAUGGGUGACUAGAAAUCAGUCUGGAUGUUAGCACAUGUAGUCAGGUCACAAGUGAUUUAAUAUUGCUACCGUCAUCUUUGAUCCAAAACCAGUUAUUUGAUAAACUGGCAAGAAGUGGGGGAAACUGGUAAAUUAAGAGAAACUUAGGUGACUCACAUGCUCUUAAAUUAACUUUUAUUGUGAAAACAGUGUGAUGCUGACAUAAAAGUGUACUUCUUCUAAAGGCAUGUGUACAAAAUUGGUGCAUCUAUUUCUGUAUCAAACACCUACUUUUUGCAUCAGUAAUUAUCAGUGUUCGCUGUGUGAAUUAACUGAAAUAAAACAUGUUGCAAAUGCACUGAA
Molecule: messenger RNA, 4393 nt
Organism: Oxyura jamaicensis (ruddy duck)
Lineage: Eukaryota; Metazoa; Chordata; Aves; Anseriformes; Anatidae
Gene: LACTB
Product: lactamase beta
Exons: 6
Coding region: 1-1566 (521 amino acids)
Source: RefSeq, a predicted model, not a curated record